Molecule: messenger RNA, 1229 nt
Organism: Dichomitus squalens LYAD-421 SS1
Lineage: Eukaryota; Fungi; Basidiomycota; Agaricomycetes; Polyporales; Polyporaceae
Exons: 6
Coding region: 36-1055 (339 amino acids)
Source: RefSeq, a predicted model, not a curated record
GCGAAUCCGAUCUAGUCACUUGGUUGAAGUAUACGAUGUCCGGAAGCACUAGCAGCUAUGCUGCACCUCCCCCCUCUUACCAUUCGGUCGACCCAUACGCUUAUGGCACCAUAGUCCCGGCGUCACAGUAUCCGCAAAGGUCUCGCCCGGCAGAGAGCGCGACAGCCCACAACUCCUGGAGCAUCUCCUGCCCCAGCACUCCGAGCAGGAAGAACAUCCCGAAUGAGCCCAGCGAAGCUUCGUCUCUCUGCAGUACUUCGACCUAUCGACUCAAGCGCUUCCAUAAGAUUCCGCUCCUUCUGUGGGGAGCCCUCGUCUUUCUCACCGUCAUCGUGAUGUGCCAAAACACGGGGUACAUGCCAACGCUCAUAGACGACAUCCCUCUGUCGGAGAAGGCUGCGAUUCGGCGCAAGUGGCGACUGGAGAAGAAGCUCUGGGUGCUCGAAAAGACCCGGCACCAAGAUGAGGUCGACGUGUGGGAGCACGAGCGGCAAGAGUGGCAGGCGGAGCGCGAGGUGUACGAGAAGGAGAAGGAGGAGUGGGCCCGCCGACGGCGCGAGGAAGAGAUGCACAGGAAGGAGAUGGAGUGGAAGCGUAAGGGGGCACACUGGUCUGAGCCUUCGGGUUCCGCUCAAUGCACGGCGUUUGGAACUCGGAUGUACACCGCCGAGCUCCUGGACCUGCCCAUGAACGUCGAUCCGAUCCAGGCCUGUUCUGAUAUGCCCAUAAACUUCCAUGGACGCAUCCUGGAUGAGCCUGCACAUUGCGAGAAUAAGGGCGAUAGAACAUGGGCCACUUGGUAUAUAGACUUUGACGAACCUCAGUGCGCCACAUACUGGGACACAUUGCGUGACAAGGGCUGCAGUGCUGGUCAACGCGGAUAUCGGCGUUUUACAGCAGGUCUCUUGAAUCUUCGUAGCGGAGACGACUACGACGAGAUGUGCCGUACGACGCCCGCUAACAUCGGCGGUGUGCAUUUUGAUCACCCCACUGCUUGCGAGCGUAACUGGUUUGGCAGGACUGGAAUAUGGGACGUACCCGACGGGCGGUGCUAACUCAACAAUGUUGCGAGCUUGAGCUUGGUGGAGCUGAAGUCUAGACCAUCGCCACCGGAUGUGUCGCUUGCGAUCGCAGAACGAGAGUGGCAGGAGGGUCGUAUAUGGGCAAACGUAGUCUGAACGAUAGUGUGCUCGAAUAUUUCUGUACUCGCGUUUCAAAGAAUAGAACGG